AGCUCACUGCUGCUUAGAAUUCUUGCUACAGUCAGGAGAAAGCCGAAAGCUGCAUGGUACUGACUCUUCCACGGCGGAAUUAGAAGAAUAAUGACUGUACAAUUAACUACCAACCUCUGCUCAUUUAAGCACAGUUUUUACAGAGACCAGGAGAAAUAUGGAACUUGAUUGGCAUGUUUUUAUUUGAUGGUGACUGCAAAUAGAGGACUUUAAAGACAGGUGGUAAGGAAAAAUAAGAGAAGGGGAAAAAAAAGAAAAUGCAAUUUGAGACAUUGCGCCAGGUCUGCAAUUCUGUUUUAUCUCAUUUCCAUGGGGUUUUUUCCUCCCCACCAAAUAUUUUACAAAACGAGCUUUUUGGACAAACGCUGACCAAUGCACGGAAAAGAAGCCCGUCAGCGCCCAGAGAACACGAUAGAAGAUACGACCAAAGGGACGACAGAGAGGAAUAUCCGCAGUAUGCUCCUUCCGAUAGCGCAAUGCCCAGGUCUCCAUCAGAUUAUGCUGACAGGCGAUCGCAGCCCGAGUCUCCGUUUUACGAAGCAUCCGAUCAUGUGAGUUACAGGGACUCCAACAGGAGAGGGCCCAGGCGUUCCCAAGAGUACCUGGUGGACGCAGAGGAGGACACGGAGAGCAGGGAUGACUACGAGAGACAGCGGAGAGAGGAGGAGUACCAGGCGCGCUACCGGAGUGACCCGAACCUGGCCCGUUACCCGGUGAAGCCACAGCUGUAUGAAGAACAGAUGCGAAUGCACGCCGAGGUGUCGCGGGCUCGGCACGAGAGGAGGCACAGCGACGUCUCUCUGGCCAAUGCGGAAUUGGAAGAUUCCCGGCUUUCCAUGCUGAGGAUGGAACGGCCCUCCCGGCAAAGGUCGGUCUCUGAACGGAGGGCUGCUCUGGAAAACCAACGAUCUUACUCGAUGGAAAGGACUCGAGAGGCUCAGGGACCAGGCUCUUACCCGCCACGGACCACAAACCACAGCCCGCCCACGCCCCGCAGGAGCCCGCUGCCCGUGGACCGGCCGGACCUGCGGCGCGCCGACUCCCUGCGGAAGCAGCACCACCUGGACCCCAGCUCGGCGGUCCGGAAAACCAAGCGGGAGAAGAUGGAAACCAUGCUAAGGAAUGAUUCUCUGAGCUCAGACCAGUCCGAGUCGGUCAGGCCUCCGCCCCCCAAGCCUCAUAAGUCCAAGAAAGGAGGGAAGAUGCGCCAGGUGUCCCUGAGCAGCUCCGAGGAGGAGUUGGCCUCCACGCCCGAGUACACCAGCUGCGACGACGUGGAGAUCGAAAGUGAGAGUGUAAGUGAGAAAGGGGACAGUCAAAAGGGAAAAAGAAAAACUAGUGAGCAGGCAGUUUUGUCGGACUCUUACACCAGGUCUGAGCGACAAAAGAAAAGGAUGUACUUUGGAGGCCACUCUUUGGAAGCGGAUUUGGAAUGGUCCGAGCCUCAGAUUAAGGACUCGGGGGUAGAUACCUGUAGUAGCACAACCCUAAACGAGGAUCAUAGCCGUAGUGAGAAGCAUCCUGUGACCUGGCAGCCAUCUAAAGAUGGGGAUCGUUUAAUUGGUCGCAUUUUAUUAAGUAAACGCCUAAAAGAUGGAAGUGUACCUCGAGAUUCAGGAGCAAUGCUCGGCUUAAAGGUUGUAGGAGGAAAGAUGACAGAAUCAGGUCGGCUUUGCGCAUUUAUUACCAAAGUCAAAAAAGGAAGUUUAGCUGAUACUGUAGGACAUCUUAGACCAGGUGAUGAAGUGUUAGAGUGGAAUGGAAGGCUGUUGCAAGGAGCCACCUUUGAAGAAGUGUACAACAUCAUUCUGGAAUCCAAACCUGAACCGCAAGUGGAGCUUGUUGUAUCAAGGCCUAUUGGAGAUAUACCUAGAAUACCUGAUAGCACACAUGCACAACUGGAAUCCAGUUCUAGCUCAUUUGAAUCUCAAAAAAUGGAUCGUCCUUCCAUUUCCGUUACCUCUCCCAUGAGUCCUGGCAUGUUGAGAGAUGUUCCACAGUUCUUAUCCGGACAACUUUCAAGCCAAAGCCUUAGUAGAAGAACAACGCCUUUUGUUCCUAGGGUUCAGAUAAAACUGUGGUUUGACAAGGUUGGUCACCAAUUAAUAGUUACAAUUUUGGGAGCAAAGGAUCUCCCCUCCAGGGAAGAUGGGAGGCCGAGGAAUCCUUAUGUUAAAAUUUACUUUCUACCAGACAGAAGUGAUAAAAACAAGAGAAGAACUAAAACAGUAAAGAAAGCACUGGAGCCCAAAUGGAACCAAACCUUCAUUUAUUCUCCUGUCCACCGAAGGGAGUUUCGAGAACGAAUGCUAGAGAUUACCCUCUGGGAUCAGGCUCGAGUUCGAGAGGAAGAAAGUGAAUUUUUAGGAGAGAUUUUAAUUGAAUUAGAAACAGCAUUAUUAGAUGAUGAGCCGCAUUGGUACAAACUUCAGACCCAUGAUGUCUCUUCGUUGCCACUCCCCCACCCUUCUCCGUAUAUGCCACGACGACAACUUCAUGGGGAGAGCCCCACCCGAAGGCUGCAGCAUAAAGGCUUAUGUUCAUAUAAUCCAGGAUCAAAGAGAAUAAGUGACAGUGAAGUUUCUGAUUAUGACUGUGAUGAUGGAAUUGGUGUAGUAUCAGAUUAUAGACACAAUGAUCGAGAUCUUCAGAGCUCCACAUUGUCAGUGCCAGAACAAGUAAUGUCAUCAAACCAUUGUUCACCUUCAGGGUCUCCCCAUCGAGUAGAUGCCAUAGGAAGGACUAGAUCAUGGUCUCCCAGUGUCCUUCCUCCACAAAGGAAUGUGGAACAACGGCUUCGAGGGACAGUCUCCUCUACUGGACAUUAUAAUACAAUUAGUCGAAUGGAUAGACAUCGUGUCGUGGAUGAUCAUUAUUCUCCAGAUAGGGACAGUCAUUUUCUUACUCUACCUCGCUCCAGAUACGGGCAGACCAUUGAGCAUCAUCCCAGGGAUGGCAGGGAUUGUGAAGCAGCAGCUAGACAGCCAUAUCACAGAUCCAGACCAACAGAACAACGGCCUCUGCUUGAGCGGACCGCCACCCGCUCCAGAUCCACUGAGCGUCCUGAUACAAACCUCAGGAGGUCGAUGCCUUCAUUAAUGACGGGAAGAUCUGCCCCUCCUUCACCUGCCUUAUCGAGGUCUCAUCCCCGUACUGGGUCUGUCCACACAAGCCCAUCAAGUACUCCCGUGGCAGGACGCAGGGGCCGACAGCUUCCCCAGCUUCCACCAAAGGGAACGUCGGAGAGAAACAAUGGAGUGAAGGAGAUAGAAUCUUAUGAAGGUGCUAUGGAUAUAGAGGAGAGAAAUCGCCAAAUGAAAAUUAACAAAUACAAACAGGUAGCCGGAUCAGAUCCCAGACUGGAACAAGAUUACCAUUCGAAGUAUCGAUCAGGAUGGGAUCCUCAUAGAGGGGCAGAUAAUAUUUCCACUAAAUCUUCGGACAGUGAUGUAAGUGAUAUAUCUGCGGUUUCCAGGACUAGUAGUGCUUCUCGUUUCAGCAGCACAAGCUACAUGUCUGUCCAAUCAGAGCGGCCCAGAGGAAACAAGAAAAUCAGUGUCUUUACAUCCAAAAUGCAAAGCAGACAGAUGGGCCUCUCCGGGAAGAACAUGACGAAAAGCACCAGCAUCAGUGGGGACAUGUGCUCGCUGGACAAGAAGGACGGCAGCCAAUCGGACACGGCGGUGGGUGCCUUGGGCACCAGCAGCAAGAAGCGUCGAUCCAGCCUUGGGGCCAAAAUGGUAGCUAUUGUUGGUCUCUCAAGGAAAAGUCGCAGCGCUUCUCAGCUCAGCCAAACGGAGGCCGGAGGUAAAAAGCUUCGCAGCACAGUGCAGCGGAGCACGGAGACGGGGCUGGCGGUGGAAAUGAGGAACUGGAUGACUCGUCAGGCCAGCCGAGAGUCCACCGACGGCAGCAUGAACAGCUACAGCUCCGAAGGAAAUCUGAUUUUCCCUGGUGUCCGCUUGGCGUCCGAUAGCCAAUUCAGUGAUUUUUUGGAUGGCCUUGGUCCUGCCCAGCUCGUCGGGCGCCAGACGUUGGCCACACCUGCAAUGGGUGACAUUCAGGUCGGAAUGAUGGACAAAAAAGGACAGUUGGAGGUGGAGAUCAUUCGGGCCCGUGGCCUUGUUGUCAAACCAGGUUCCAAGACACUGCCAGCACCCUAUGUCAAGGUGUAUCUGUUAGACAACGGAGUCUGCAUAGCCAAAAAGAAAACAAAAGUGGCAAGAAAAACGCUGGAGCCCCUGUACCAGCAGCUCUUAUCAUUUGAAGAGAGCCCGCAAGGAAAAGUUUUACAGAUCAUUGUCUGGGGUGACUAUGGCCGCAUGGAUCACAAAUCCUUCAUGGGAGUGGCCCAGAUACUUUUAGAUGAACUGGAGCUCUCCAAUAUGGUUAUUGGAUGGUUCAAACUCUUCCCCCCUUCAUCCCUAGUAGAUCCGACCUUGGCCCCUCUGACAAGAAGAGCUUCCCAAUCAUCCCUGGAAAGUUCCACCGGACCUUCUUACUCUCGUUCAUAGCAACUGUCAAACUGUUGUCAUAGCAACCAGCGUUACAAAAAACAACCACCACAACACAACAAACCACAGGCCGCAAACCCUGGUACCACUGCAUGCUUUGUGUUGUGUCUUCUGAGCCUGUUUCUAGGGAUACCAAGUGAUCCUGCGUUCUCAGAGGAGUUGCACACAUUGUGCUCUACCGAAGGCCCUCAGGUGGCAGAGCAGAGCGUGGGAGAACUAUCAGGUGUGAAAUCCAACGACACUCGAGUUUUCCGUCCAAUCUGAAGCCAUGGAUUAGAACCUAAGAAUCGGUCCGUUUCAUGCGACAGUUGCCCUUUUCGAUGGCACCUCUAUAUUUUUAUCGUUCCUCUUUCUUCAUUUCUCUGACCCCCGAAGCCCUGUUAUGCCACAGAAUUGGGGCUAGCCGUCUAUGAAGCCACGGGACAGGGUCCAGGAGAGAGGUUCCAGGACGUGUGGGGUGGAGAGCAGGGGACCCAAGAAGUGGUCGGAAUGAGUCCUCACCGCCUCUGGACAGUGACCAGGAACGAACGGUCCAGCGACUCCAGGCCCGUCGUCCACCAAUGCCAAGAUGGGCGGAACUCUGAAGAAACGAGCUCUGUGGCUACACUCUACCGAAUGAAAUUACAGAGACCUUUUUUUUUUUUUCCUGCAUGGACACAGAUUAGCUGAAUACUUAAAAUUAUUUUCUUGGGGCUGCAACUUGCA
Echinops telfairi (small Madagascar hedgehog) is the source of this 5219-nucleotide messenger RNA. It is a transcript of the gene RIMS2, whose product is annotated as regulating synaptic membrane exocytosis 2. The coding region runs from base 258 to 4514 and encodes 1418 amino acids. Gene Ontology annotation, cellular component: cytoskeleton of presynaptic active zone; presynaptic membrane. Gene Ontology annotation, biological process: calcium ion-regulated exocytosis of neurotransmitter; regulation of synaptic plasticity; regulation of membrane potential. Lineage: Eukaryota; Metazoa; Chordata; Mammalia; Afrosoricida; Tenrecidae. Gene Ontology annotation, molecular function: small GTPase binding; transmembrane transporter binding. The transcript is spliced from 28 exons. The record is from RefSeq and is a predicted model, not a curated record.